Molecule: messenger RNA, 1422 nt
Organism: Glycine soja
Lineage: Eukaryota; Viridiplantae; Streptophyta; Magnoliopsida; Fabales; Fabaceae
Product: GDSL esterase/lipase At5g33370-like
Exons: 5
Coding region: 74-1168 (364 amino acids)
Molecular function (GO): hydrolase activity, acting on ester bonds
Source: RefSeq, a predicted model, not a curated record
ACUGAGAGAUCCAUAUAAAGUACUAAUAUAAUCACCACUAAAGUCUUGCAACAAUUAAUAUCCAUCCAAAACCAUGGCUAGUUGUUUAGUGUGUUGUAUCAUAGUGACAAGCUUGUUUAUGUCUCUAAGUUUUGCUUCUGCUCAACAAGGGAGGGCUUUCUUCGUUUUUGGCGAUUCACUCGUGGACAGUGGCAACAAUGAUUUCUUGGCUACCACUGCACGAGCAGAUGCCCCUCCUUAUGGCAUUGACUUCCCAACACACAGACCCACUGGACGCUUCUCUAACGGCCUUAACAUCCCCGACAUAAUCAGUGAGAACCUUGGCUUGGAGCCUACUCUGCCGUAUUUGAGUCCUCUGCUUGUCGGAGAGAGGCUCCUAGUUGGUGCAAAUUUUGCAUCAGCGGGGAUUGGAAUUCUCAAUGAUACCGGAUUUCAGUUUCUGAACAUCAUUCACAUCUACAAGCAACUGAAGCUAUUCGCACAUUACCAGCAAAGGUUGAGUGCACACAUUGGUAAGGAGGGAGCUUGGAGGCAUGUAAACCAAGCACUAAUCCUCAUCACACUUGGAGGCAACGAUUUUGUGAACAAUUAUUACCUGGUCCCGUAUUCAGUAAGAUCUCGCCAGUUUUCUCUCCCAGACUACGUGACCUAUAUCAUAUCCGAGUACCGACUAAUUUUGAGGAGGCUGUAUGAUUUGGGAGGUCGUAGGGUUCUUGUAACGGGGACGGGACCAAUGGGGUGUGUGCCAGCAGAGUUAGCUUUGAGAAGCCGAAAUGGUGAGUGUGACGUGGAACUCCAGAGAGCUGCGUCCUUGUUUAAUCCACAACUUGUUGAAAUGGUCAAAGGACUCAAUCAAGAGAUUGGCGCUCACGUCUUCAUUGCUGUAAAUGCAUAUGAAAUGCACAUGGAUUUCGUUACCAACCCUCAAGAUUUUGGAUUUGUUACAUCAAAGAUAGCUUGUUGUGGGCAAGGCCCGUUUAAUGGGGUUGGACUCUGCACAGCCCUUUCCAACUUGUGUCCAAAUAGAGACCUAUACGCGUUUUGGGAUCCAUUUCACCCAUCGGAGAAAGCUAACCGAAUCAUAGUCCAACAGAUGAUGACUGGCUCUGACCAGUACAUGCACCCCAUGAAUCUUAGCACCAUCAUGGCCCUAGAUUCCAGGGUUUGAUUGAUACAUUAUGCAACAGGAUAAGUGUGAAGCCAUAUUCUAAAUAUGUGCCCUCCCUAAGUUUUGUUAUCUGUUGAUGAAUCCUCUAGCUAGUGUCAUUUGUGGUUUCGAAAAUGUAGUAUUCUUUUGAUUGCAUCGUUGUGAGAAUUUUUGUGUGUAGUGGAGAAUGGUAGUAGUAAUUGUGAUCAUGGCUCUCAACUUUAUGUGCUUCCUAAAAAUUUAGAAAUCUAUGAUUAGAAUGUAUUUUUAAUGGA